Nomascus leucogenys (northern white-cheeked gibbon) is the source of this 1945-nucleotide messenger RNA. It is a transcript of the gene EFCAB2, whose product is annotated as EF-hand calcium binding domain 2. Gene Ontology annotation, molecular function: calcium ion binding. The transcript is spliced from 7 exons. Lineage: Eukaryota; Metazoa; Chordata; Mammalia; Primates; Hylobatidae. The record is from RefSeq and is a predicted model, not a curated record. The coding region runs from base 88 to 489 and encodes 133 amino acids.
CAGGCUCGCCCGGGGCGCUGAGCAGGCCGGGACUCCGCGGCCGAGGUUAUCGUUAGGCAUCUCCCAGGCGACCGGCUCCGCAGCAAGAUGGCGGACGAGAAAGUCAGGGAAGAGAUAAUAAUAGCAGAAUUUCACAAAAAAAUCAAAGAGGCAUUUGAAGUGUUUGACCAUGAGUCGAAUAAUACAGUGGAUGUGAGAGAGAUUGGAACAAUUAUCAGGUCAUUAGGAUGCUGCCCUACUGAAGGAGAGCUGCAUGAUCUGAUUGCAGAGGUAGAGGAAGAAGAACCCACUGGAUACAUUCGAUUCGAAAAAUUUCUCCCAGUGAUGACAGAAAUACUACUAGAAAGAAAAUACAGACCAAUUCCAGAAGAUGUCCUUCUUCGAGCUUUUGAGGUUUUAGAUUCAGCUAAACGUGGGUUUCUUACUAAGGACGAGCUGAUCAAGUAUAUGACCGAAGAAGAAGGAGUUUCGCUCUGUCACCCAGGCUGAAGUGCAGUGGCCUGAUCUUGGCUCAUUGCAACUUCCACCUCCCGGGUUCAAGCGAUUCUCCUGCCUCAGCCUCCUGAGCAGCUGGGAUGACAGGCACACACCACCACACCUGGCUAAUUUCUGUAUUUUUAGUAGAGACGGGGUUUCACCAUGUUGGCCAGGCUGGUCUCGAACUCCUGACCUCAAGUGAUCCUCCCGCCUCAGCCUCCCAAAGUGCUGGGAUUACAGGUGUGAGCCACUGCACCCGGCUGCUUCCUUAACUCUUGAUCUCCUCUCUGUAUCUUGCUUUGUCUAGCUGUUCUCUCCAUAUUCAUCCAAAUAUAGAAUAUCACCCUUCUUUAAUUUGCUUAGAAGUACCCAGAUGCAUGGCAUUGUAUGUGGUACACCUUGAAAGAAGGGUGAAGAAACGAGGGGGAGUGACUUAGUAGCACAUGACAGCACACAGUUUAAAUUUUAAUAUUAGCCCAUUUACAAAAAACAGCUUAUAUAAUAGUCAUUCACAUACCUCAACACUCACCAUCCCCUCCCCACUUUUUUUCUGGAGACAGGGUUUCACUGUCGCCCUGGCUGGAGUGCAGGUGGCAUGAUCACGGCUCACUGUAGCAUCGACCUCCUGGACUCAAGGGGCCCUUGGGCCUCAGCCUCCUGAGUAGCUGGGACCACAGGUGCAUAUGCCACCACGCCCAGCUAAUUUUUUUUAUUUUUUGUAGAGACAGGGUCUGGCUAUGUUGCUUAGGCUCGUCUCAAGCUCCUGAGUUCAAGCAAUCCUGCCACGUCAGCCUCCCAAAGUGUUAGGAUUACAGAUGUGAGCCACCGUGCCCAGCCAACGUUCACCCCUUUCAAGCGUGCAAUUCAAUGGAUUCUAGUAUCUUCACAGUGCUGUGCAACUAUCACUCCUAUCUACUUACAAAGCAUUUCCAUCAUCUUAAAAAGAAUCCCCAUGUCCAAUAGCAGUUCCGCUUCCCCCACCCUCAUCCUCGGGCAACCGCUAAUCUUCCUGUGUGUCUGUGGAUUUGCCUCUUCAGGGCAUCUCAUAUAAACACAAUCAUACAAUAUGUGGCCUUUUGUGUCUGGCUUCUUUCAUUUAGUAUAAGGCUUUCGAGGUUCAUCCAUGUUGUAAUGUAUAUCCUUAGUUCAUUCCUUUUUGUUAAGCUCACAAAAGCACUUUUUAUUUGAGGCAAGGAGACUGGCUACAGGGAUUAGAGUUGCAGCAGUCAAAACACAACUCCAAGUGGCACUAUUUGGACCGCCGAUUUUGCUUCAUUUUGGCUGGAAAAGGGUAUUCAGGAUGUACUUCUCCCAGCUGGACAAGAAAAAGGGCAAAGAAAACUGGAAGAGAUGUCUCGUCUACACAAACUGCUGUUUGGACACAGCAUCAACCUGACCACACCAUUGCUGGUCAGUCUGCAGGUCGCUGACCCACUGCUAAAGGACACAGGCCAUACUACACUUGCUA